Strongylocentrotus purpuratus (purple sea urchin) is the source of this 647-nucleotide messenger RNA. Its product is annotated as phospholipase A2 AP-PLA2-II-like. The coding region runs from base 117 to 602 and encodes 161 amino acids. Lineage: Eukaryota; Metazoa; Echinodermata; Echinoidea; Camarodonta; Strongylocentrotidae. Gene Ontology annotation, biological process: phospholipid metabolic process; arachidonate secretion; lipid catabolic process. The transcript is spliced from 5 exons. The record is from RefSeq and is a predicted model, not a curated record. Gene Ontology annotation, molecular function: calcium ion binding; phospholipid binding.
GAGAGAGAGAGUUAGCUUUAAAAUGGCGUCAACGUAGAUAUCAAUUGCAUGGUGACGCUACAGUAUUUUCAAUUCAUUGCGAAGUGUCAACAAUUUGCCCACUGAUCCAGAUCACCAUGGAACGGUUGGGUUUAUUCGUGUUCGUCGCGCUGUCAUUGAUGUGUAUUUCAACAGUGGAAUGUAGCGACAUGGACAUUGGCCGAAUGAUACAAUGGGUCGAUGCUAAGGUAGGCUGGCUCAUCAGUGCUCGCAAGUUCCAGAACUAUGGAUGCUACUGCAGUAAGAACGGUCCUACUGAUGGAAUCGUGCCGGUGGAUCAGAUUGAUAAAUGCUGUAUGAGACAUAACCAGUGUUAUGACGGACUUGUUCGUGAAGGUGUUUGUGCUGGUGAUACCUUUGGUCAGAGUUAUGGCUACAAGAAGAUUACAGAGAAUGGGGCAAAGACCAUGACAUGCACUUCUGAUCCUCAUACGGAGACGUGUAAAUACGAGCUGUGUAAAUGUGAUGCUACGGUGGCACAUUGCUUUGCUGAUAAUGAACCACAUUAUAAUUCCAAGCAUAAGGGUGUGGGUAAAUCAUCAUGCCAGCAUGCUGGAAAGUGAAAACCUAUUCAACUAUUAUGCUGACUUGGCUUUAGGCCAAAAAAA